Hemicordylus capensis (graceful crag lizard) is the source of this 2140-nucleotide messenger RNA. RefSeq lists its product as uncharacterized. The record is from RefSeq and is a predicted model, not a curated record. The transcript is spliced from 2 exons. Bases 1189 to 1959 code for a protein of 256 amino acids. NCBI's taxonomy places the organism in Eukaryota, Metazoa, Chordata, Lepidosauria, Squamata, Cordylidae.
UAGGCACUUCCGGGGCGGAGCCAGUUUGGGGCAAAUUUAGUUUUCUUCCUCGCUUUCUCUCUCGGAAGCGUGCUCCUGGGGAAAGGCGGCAUUCAGCAUGGAUUUUGCACGCAUUUGGGCUCUGCAGAUGCUCACAGGUGUCCCUUCUAGUUUAUUGCCCUUUGACCCCACUGUUUACAUCCCGCUCGUGUGUGGAUUUGUUUUGAUCAUUUUCUCAGGCACACACAACUGAGCAAAACAUUUCAUGCGUCCGGCGGGGGUGCGGGCAGGCUCUACUCCACCAAAGCUUAUGCUACAAUACGAUCCCAUAAGACUCUUUGUUGCAAGACGGCUACUUGUACGGAAUUUGUUAUUUUUUAAAACCCAGCUUCAGAUGAGGCAUUGGCCAAAAAAGGGGGCGCUGUAGGUUGGGGGGCGCCCAGGCGCUUCCGAUGCCCUCCACCCCCCAGGCAGCCGUCUGCUGCCUCCACCACUGCUGCUGCAGUGAGCGCCUGCUCACUUGCCCGGCUGCCUCUGAUCAGGCUCAGCUGAGCUGUAGUGAGCCCCUUCGUCAACCCACCCGCUAGAGGUGCUUCCAGCUGAAGCGAUCAGAGAGGCUAAUAAAGAUUUCUUCCUACAGGAGCGCUUUGCAAGUAAUGGAGAUCUUUAAGAUAGUGUUGCGAGAGUUUUGCAGAGAGGCAGGCGGUAAUCCCUGCAAAGGUGCCGUGGAGAACGAGACCAUGAGGCUUGCAGGAGAUCUCUCCAGCCCCGACGCUCUCCAGUGUCUCCAAGAAAAACGAGGAAAAUCUUUGUCCAGAGUACACAAGAAAAACGUUCCAAGUGAAGCUGGAGACCAGGCAGAUCAUCUGAAGCAGAGCCUAGGACAAAAUUAAAGGCCAAGUUUGUUUGUUUUUUAUAUCUCGAGGAAUAGGGAGAGCAGAACAGAGAUACACACAGAUAGCCCAGACCUUAUCCAGGGAGCCUUUGCUUCCAAAGCCUAAAGCUGCAGGCUGGUGAUGCUUUUUGGACCUUUAUUUACCCCCCUUCCCCUUCUUAAAAUUUCCAGUCUGCUGCUUUUGGCCAAGCAAGUUGUAGCUGGGAGGAUUCACAGACACUCUUGCAGAGUUCAGAGAAGAGUUUGCCAGUUAUUUUUCUGCUAAUAGACAUGAAGCCCGUUACACUAACUGGCGCUAGAAGAAUUGUGUAGAAAUGUUUGCAAGAACAGUCUUUCUUCAAGGGCAAGGUGAGACUGGGUGGGCCGAGUCGCGCUGUGUCUCCGGAGCCAUGAGCGCAUCUCCACCAGGUUCAACCUGCCAUGUGGGGCUCCACCCUGCUUCUCCCCUUCUGACCCCCACCGGCCUUGGAGUACAAACCAUUUCCUUCUCCACCUUCAGGCCCGAACCUCGACCCCAGAACAUGUCUCCUUUGCGGGCUGCAGCUCAGCUUCUGUGUGGCUUUUAUGAUGGCUCGCAAGAGCGGGUGCUGAGCCCGGCGGCGAGGCGGUGUCGGAGGCGCUGUGCUGCGGGGCUUCGCCCACCACCUGUCCUCCUCCGCCCUUUUCCGUCCCAGCCCUCUGUUCUCCUCCUCAGCUCCCUCCCUGCCAUUUUCGGGAGCCCCGUCCUCCCCUUCCCUCGUCCUCCUCUUCCUUUGACCCUCCAAAGGGCAGCGGGGCUUCGCCCACCACCCGUCCUCCUCUGUUCUCCUCCUCAGCUCCCUCCCUGCCAUUUUCGGGAGUCCCGUCCUCCUCUUCCCUCGUUCUCUGUUUCAGUUGUUGCCUUCGUUCCGGCUGUUACCGGGCAGCAUAUUGGAAUUCUCGCAGAAUCUCAUGAGAGUUCCAGCACACCACGCAUGCGCAGAACACCCGCAAGAGACACGGACGCAGCUGACUUCCCGAGUUAUCUGGCUGGUCACUUGUGGUGGGACACAGAGCAUCCGCCUGCCCUGAUCAUGGCAAGCAGCCAUGCUUUUCGAUGGGGUUAAAGGCUUCUACAAGUUUUGAAACCCAUUUUUUCUGCAACUAAGGUUUUUUAUUUGUUCUGCUCUGCAUUGGCGUCUGUAAGUAAUUUUGUGCUUUUGUAGAUUUGAUUUUAAUGUCUCUGCUGUUUAAACCGCUUUGGGAAUGUGUUGCUGAAAAGUCAGAUAUAAAUAAGAAAUGAUUAUA